Numida meleagris (helmeted guineafowl) is the source of this 3091-nucleotide messenger RNA. It is a transcript of the gene GCH1, whose product is annotated as GTP cyclohydrolase 1. Gene Ontology annotation, molecular function: GTP binding; zinc ion binding; GTP cyclohydrolase I activity. The record is from RefSeq and is a predicted model, not a curated record. The transcript is spliced from 6 exons. Lineage: Eukaryota; Metazoa; Chordata; Aves; Galliformes; Numididae. Bases 86 to 796 code for a protein of 236 amino acids. Gene Ontology annotation, biological process: tetrahydrofolate biosynthetic process; tetrahydrobiopterin biosynthetic process. Gene Ontology annotation, cellular component: cytoplasm.
CUCAGGCGGGAGGGAGUGUGGUGGGGCUGCGGGCCAGGUGUGAGGGAGCCGGUUCCGCGUAGCGCGCUCGGCCGGGCCGGCGCCUAUGGCGGCGGCACGGAGCUGCAACGGGUACGCACGGCGGGAGGGGCCGCCCUCCCCCCCGCUGGGAGCCGAGAAGCCGCGCGUGCCCGCCGGUAGCGGCGGCAGCGGGGACGGGUGGCGGGGCGAGCGGCCCCGCAGCGAGGAGGACAACGAGCUGAGCCUGCCCAGCCUGGCGGCCGCCUACACCACCAUCCUGAGGGCGCUGGGCGAGGACCCCGAGCGGCAGGGGCUGCUGAAGACGCCCUGGAGAGCGGCCACCGCCAUGCAGUUCUUCACCAAGGGCUACCAGGAGACCAUCGCGGAUGUUCUGAACGACGCCAUCUUUGAUGAAGAUCAUGAUGAGAUGGUAAUUGUGAAGGACAUAGACAUGUUCUCAUUGUGUGAGCAUCACCUCGUUCCAUUUGUUGGAAAGGUACAUAUUGGCUAUCUGCCUAACAAACAAGUGCUUGGCCUCAGCAAGCUCGCUAGGAUUGUGGAGAUAUACAGUAGAAGACUACAAGUCCAGGAGCGCCUUACCAAACAAAUUGCAAUAGCCAUCACAGAAGCCUUACAGCCAGCUGGAGUUGGAGUGGUGAUUGAAGCUACGCAUAUGUGUAUGGUAAUGCGUGGGGUACAGAAAAUGAACAGUAAAACGGUAACCAGCACCAUGCUGGGGGUGUUCCGGGAAGACCCAAAGACCCGAGAAGAGUUCUUGACACUCAUCAGGAGCUGAAACUGUUGUUCUCUAAAUGCACUCUGGAGAUUGUUCCGUCCAGCGUCGCCGUCUGUUCUUACUUGUUCCUACAUCACCCUCUUAAACUAAAUCGUCGUGAAUUGUUGUCAUAGUCUUUGUUCAGUAGAAGACUUCUGAUGGCAUAUGAAAGAUGUAAUGUUGAGGUUGGCCGCUCCUGGAUUUCCAGUCAUGCUGAUAUUGCAGAACUACAGGCUACGAACAGGGGGUUGAAUAUGUUUCUUUCCACCUGCCACGCAGAGUAUACUGCUGUGAGGAGGGAAGCGUGGUUUGGGAAUGAAGUGGAUAUUUAUGAAAUAGUUAUGUUAGUGGAAUAAACACGGUGCAGCACAGGAAAGAAAUGGCUGUGGGUCCUCAUAGGACCGCUCACAUGCUGCCAAUGCUGUUCCUCUGGUGAAAAGGGUGGUUCUGAAUGGUCUCUGGCUGCACAUUAUUACAAGUCCUGCCGUGGCUGUUUCAGUGUCUGGAUGUGUCUGUUACACCUCCUGGAGAUGUUACCUCUGGUGGUGUUUUAUAUUCUUGCUCGUAUUAAUUCUCUUAUUUGUCGUACUUGAGAAUUUAAAACACAUUUUUCCUAACCUCUUUAACGUGCAGGGAAUUAACUUCUAAAUGAUUUGGAACGCAGUUAUAUCUCAGUAGAUGAAGGGUUUGAUGCAUCUUUUUCUCUGUGCCUCAGAAUGUCUCACCACUUUAACUGUCAAUUUCUUACUAUUUUUAAGCAAACUCUAAUGGGGUUGCAGGAGGAAGACCCAGAAUUUGUCUGCAAAGAGCUAAGACAUCCAAAGAGGUUUUUAAUGUUAUUUCUAUCUUUUGAAAUCCACCUUGGAUUUCCAUGUGUUAGACGGAGAAGCUAGAUCUAGUUUGAUUUCUCUUCAGGCAUUCCCAGGUUUGCAUCGUGAACGUUGGACCAAAGGUGGGCACUGAAAUCCUGAACAGAGCAGGGUGUGUUUCUUCCUGAUGGCAGUUCAUUCCAGGGAAAGGUAACCUGAAAUUACAGUUUAUUUCAUAAGAGCCAUUGAGAAAAGCAUUUCCAGGGGUGUCAAAAUGAAUUAAACUGCAGUUUUCUGUCUAUGUGGCAACCUCUGUAUGUGGCAGCAUUGGUACAAAAAGUUUCAGGCAGCUGGACUUGGUUGAACUUCUUAUACUUUGUUACGGUUUUAAUGGGAGUUGUGUAACUCUUAGUUGGGAGAACACCAUGUGCAAAUGAAAACCACCCUUCUUAAACUGGGUACUGGAGACAAAACUUAACAAAGACAAUGCCAGCCGGGCUGUCGGAUGCCUGCAGUGCAGGUCCCCGUAGUCUCACUGGCUUUGCUGAAUAUGAAUCCCAAGUUGUAGUUCCUGGUUGGCAAGCCAGACCUCACCGGCUUGUAUACAUUCCUGCCUGUCACACCAACCCUAGUGCAGGAACAAUAAAAAUCGAGGUCAAAUUUCCAUUGGGCAUAAAGAACUUUAAAGCCUUUCUUAUUGAAGUUCUUUAAAACGAGCAAAAUGCUGCAAUGGUUUAUGACCACAGCUGCCCUCCCUUCUUGCAAAUAACCUCAUACAUUUAAUGCUCUACCUUUACCCUGAGCACCUUCAUGGCGUUGCUGGAAAAAUGUUUUAUAAUAUUCUCUACCUUGGAUCCCGUUGGGUUAGGUGCUGGAGAACCGUCUGCUAGCGUGAGCAAGCUGCGUUGCACCCUUACAAAAUACACUCAUCCUAUGGCUUUAGUUUUCCUUAAUGACAGACAGCAGAUACUGCCACUCUCAAGUUCAGCGUUGGUUUCAAAUAUCCAGAUGAAAAGCCUUAAGUCUUUCUUGCUUGAAGUUCAACGUGAAACUCUCUCCUUUUUAGCUCAGCGGUUGGAAGGAGAACUUGGGGACCAAAGAGGUGCACAAAGAUAUAUUUGUUUCUCUCUGCUUGCUUUAGUUGUUUGAAAUUAAGGCUUUGUAAAACACAAUCUGACUCCUGAGGUAGUGACAUGGUUGUGUUUUAACCACUUAUCUCUAUUCAGGAUAAAGUUCAUAUUGCACCACCGCUGUCUUUUAUUUCCAUGUGACCCAUAGUCUUUAAAACAUACCUCUCUACUUGUGGCCUUGGAUUUUGUUCCCGUCUUUGUUGUAAGACUUGGUGCACUUUUUAUGGAACAUGAAUAUUGGUCAAAUACAUCAGCUUUAACGACAACCCGUGUGUAUAUAUGUAUAGUACGUAGAGCCUGCUGUUGUACCACGUCAGUGUCCAUUGUCUCAAAAACAUUCAUUGUUCCAAAAACAUUAAAGCGCAGUAUUACCCUUU